AUGCCUUCACCCAUUUUGGCGGCGACGCUGCAGGCCGCUGCUCUGUCGACGGCCUCGAACCUGUGCGCCCAGUUCCUCGAGGCGUACCAGAACAAGCACGCCUUCACCCUCGACAUGCAGCAGCUGGCCCGCUUCUUGGCCCUGACCUUCAUGACGACGCCGCCCAACUACAUGUGGCAGCAGUUUCUCGAGCGCACCUUUCCCGCCCACCCGUCCCGCCUGCCGCGCAAGGACCACGUCGAGCUCAAGUCGCUCGAGGAGGCCGCCGUGGCACCGGCUCAGCCCGGGGCCGGGAGCGGCGCCGGCGACGCCGUCGGCGGCCUCGACCGGUCGCCGCGCCUCAACCUCCGCAACACCCUGACCAAGUGGUUCGUCGACUGCAUCGUCGUCGGCGCCAUUGCCAACACGGUUGCCUUUCUCGUCAUCAUGGGCGUCCUCAAGGGCCAGCCCGGCGCUCAGAUCUGGCGCAACGUCGAGACGGAAACCAUUCCCAUCAUCCUGGCCGGCUACAAGAUGUGGCCCAUCGCCUCCAUCAUCAGCUUUUCCUUCAUCCCCGUCCACCGCCGCGUCGUCUUCCUCAGCUUCGUCGGGCUGCUCUGGGGCAUAUACAUGAGCCUCGUCGCCGCCAGGGUUUAG
Messenger RNA from Hirsutella rhossiliensis, 636 nucleotides. RefSeq names its product mpv17 / PMP22 family domain-containing protein. The record is from RefSeq and is a predicted model, not a curated record. Gene Ontology annotation, cellular component: membrane; cytoplasm. The coding region runs from base 1 to 636 and encodes 211 amino acids. Lineage: Eukaryota; Fungi; Ascomycota; Sordariomycetes; Hypocreales; Ophiocordycipitaceae. The transcript is spliced from 3 exons.